AUGAACAAAAUCAACGAAAUACCACAGUUCCCUGAGGGGUUCAGAAUCGAAGCCAGCAAGAACCAGUACGAUGCCAGUAAAAUGUUCAUUGGUGGAAUCUCCCGCAGUAUCAGUAAGCAAGCUCUCUUCGAAUACUUGAAGCAAUUUGGUGAGAUCCUCGAUUUUAUUAUUAAAAUCCAUCCCGACACUGGAAUCACCAGAGGGUUUGGAUUUGUGCUUUUCAAAGAUAAUGCCACCAUUGAAAAGGUGCUCCAAGUUACAGAGCACAAAGUGGAUGGCAAAAAGAUCGAUCUGAAGCGGGCUAAAGCCCUGGAAUCGAAGUUCCCUUACAAAAAAGUUUUCGUUGGGGGGUUGAACCCUCAGCUGUCUGAAGAAAAAAUCCGAGAAUACUUUGAGGCAUUUGGCGUGAUCGAGAGUAUCGAGCUUCCGGUGUGUCCAAGAACAAAGGAAAGACGAGCUUUCUGUUUUAUCACCUAUACUGAUGAGACACCAGUCAAGAAGCUGUUAGAAACCAGGUACCAUCUAGUUGGCUCCGGGCGGUGUGAGGUUAAAAUUGCAUUCUCGAGAAAACAGGCGAAGGCAAAAUACAAGGCAGAAAGAGAUGGUCUAUUUACCAGGCUAGGCAACCGCUGGGGAGGAACAGGCUCCCAGGCAAACCCAAAUCCUUGCGGAAGAAAUCCAGAUCGUUACAGCGCAAAUCCAGAUCCUUGCGGAAUAAAUCCAAAUCCUUGCGGAAUAAAUCCAAAUCCUUGCGCAGUAAACCCAGAUCCUUGCGGAAUAAAUCCAGUUCCUUACGGAGCAAACCCAGAUCCUUGCGGAAUAAAUCCAGUUCCUUACGGAGCAAACCCAGAUCCUUGCGGAAUAAAUCCAGUUCCUUACGGAGCAAACCCAGAUCCUUGCGGAAUAAAUCCAGUUCCUUACGGAGCAAACCCAGAUCCUUGCGGAAUAAAUCCAGUUCCUUACGGAGCAAAUCCAAAUCCCUGCGGGAUCAAUCCAAAUCCUUGUGGAAUAAAUCCAGAUCUUCAUGGAAUAAAUGCAGAUCCUCGCAGAGUGAAUCCAGAUCCUUGCGGAAUAAAUCCAAGUCCUUUCGGAAUAAAUCCAAAUCUUUUUGGAAUAAAUCCAAAUCCUUGGGGAGCAAUUGCAAGUCCUUGUGGAGCAAGCCCAAAUGCUUUUGGAGCAAGCCCAAAUGUUUUCGGGGCAGUGGGAGGAGGCAGAAGCCCUUCUACGGUGUUUGUUCCUGUUCCCUUCUCUGCCAAUAAUGAAGGGUUUAAUUUUUCUGAUCAGAUGUAUGGUAAUGUCCACAAUCCCUACAAUGAUCAGCCAGUUUUUAAUACCUAUGGUGGAGAAUAUUUUCCUGGCUGUACCAGUGGGCCACAGGCGUUUGGAAAUGCAUUUACUAAUUACAAUGUACAAAUCAACCAAGCGGCUCCCUAUGGUAGUGGUUACCAGGGAAUUUAUCAGCCUUUCUGA
Messenger RNA from Camelus dromedarius (Arabian camel), 1470 nucleotides. Its product is annotated as heterogeneous nuclear ribonucleoprotein D-like. NCBI's taxonomy places the organism in Eukaryota, Metazoa, Chordata, Mammalia, Artiodactyla, Camelidae. Gene Ontology annotation, biological process: regulation of gene expression. The coding region runs from base 1 to 1470 and encodes 489 amino acids. The transcript has a single exon. Gene Ontology annotation, cellular component: chromatin; nucleoplasm. The record is from RefSeq and is a predicted model, not a curated record. Gene Ontology annotation, molecular function: poly(G) binding; poly(A) binding.